UUAGUGAUGCUCUGAUUGUAUUUGAAGCUGCAGCUGUCAGUGUGUACAGGAGUCUAUGUCCAGCUGUUUCAGUUACAACAAGUCUCGUCUGCAGCAGGAAAGUCGAGAUAGUUAUUGUGGCUGCCCUGGCCCACUAAGGACAGCUGGAGGGAGAACCAGGCGCCAAGCAGAUCAUAGUGGGUGCCACCAGCCUGACUUCACUCCUAAUUGUUGUUAGAUGUUGCCAUGUUGCCUGGCAGUGAGGCGCCGGCCACAUGCAGCCCUGCCUGGCGCCAACAAGUGUACAGGCACACCUAGGAGCCUGUGUGCCCGUGUGCCGUGUGCCUGGCCUGUUGUUAACUAACUUGUAUGAAGUGUAACGCAAAUGAACAGAAUGAAGUCACCUUGACAUCAGUACGUGACGCUACAUAUGAUGUGCUGUGUGUGGAGGUGUGGUAGAUGAAGGUUGACUCAGCCCGCAGAACACCCUCUGGUCCAUUCAGCAUUGCCCAACGGGGUGAACACUGAACACCACGACCCAUCAGGAAUAGUAAUUGUGUGAGGCACCAUGAUGUCCCAAGUGGUGAGGGCAAUUGCCCUCGUUGUCGUCUUGGCGGGGGUGGCCUGGUGUGAGUUUCAUCCCAUUGAUGUGGAGCCCAUGAUGAAGAAGGAACAGGCAGAUUUUGAAGAUGACACGGGUCUGGGCGCACUGCCUCCCAUUGGCAGUGGUGACCAUUCUCCCAACUCGUCUAAUAAUAAAGACGAUGGCAAAAAGGACGGGGAAGUGAACUUCAUGCAUGCCUUUGUUGCGGCUCUGAGCAUGAUCAUUGUAACAGAGCUCGGAGACAAGACCUUCUUCAUUGCUGCCAUCAUGGCCAUGAAUCAUGCCAGACUGACAGUGUUUGGUGGGGCCAUGCUUGCUCUCACCAUCAUGCACAUUGUAUCCUCAUUCUUUGGGUAUGUUAUAACCUGGAUCCCAAGAGUGUACACUUUCUAUGCAUCAAGUGUACUGUUUGCCAUCUUUGGCAUCAAGAUGCUGCGAGAGGGCUGGAAGAUGAAGCCAGAUGAGGGACAAGAAGAGAUGGAGGAAGUGCAAAUGGAUUUACGACGUAGAGAUGAAGAAGUUGAGAGGGAGAGCAUGGAGGAGGGCGGGUCUAGUGCUAGAAGAGCCCCACGGAAGACCCACUUGUUUGGUUGGUUGCCUCGGAUCUUCCUCCAGGCACUCACCAUGACUUUCUUGGCUGAGUGGGGAGACAGAUCUCAAAUUGCCACAGUAGUAAUGGCAACAAGAGAGGAUGUGUAUGGCGUGGUGCUCGGAGGAUUGCUUGGCCACUUCCUGUGCACUGGCCUGGCAGUGAUUGGUGGUCGCAUGAUUGCCAGUAAAAUAUCUGUCAGAACAGUGACGAUCAUAGGCGGUGUUACCUUCUUGGUGUUUGCAGCGUCGGCCUUGAUAAUUGGGCCUUGAAAAUAAUACUCACUCAUCGCUGUACUUGAGGUGGGAGUUGUGUUGUGCAACCAUUGUUAUGUUCGCACUUCUAUUUGAAAAGUCCUAUAGCCAUUCAUACAGACUCAACUAGAGAGAGACAAUGUGCUAUAUUUGUAAUAAUUUAUUUUUUUACUUUGUAAAUUAUAAGCUGCCGUGGUGUCAUGUGGUAAAAUCUUCCAGGCCUGUAAUGUAGCCCACACCUCCCCACGCUGUAGCCCCUUGAGCCAGUGGUAUAGGGACUGUUGGCCACAGAAUAUGAAGCAACUUAUGCUUCACAUGUUCUCAUGUAAGCUACCAUGUCAUAGUGAAUUGUACAUUUGUUACAUUGUUGUUUUGAAUAGCUGGUGAUUUAUUUAUUUUUUUUUUUCCAAAAUGUGCUACUGGAUCAGCACUCACAUUUUUUUUGUAUUUUUUUUUUUUCAACAAUAAUGCAAUCUUUUUAGUAGUCUAGGAAUUUUCACAUAGUUACUUAAACUUGAUGCCCCAUGUGAUACAGAACCCUGCCCAUGAAUUGCAUCAGAAAUUAGACUUUGUGAUGUACUAGAGGUACUGAACCAUUCAUCUGGCUUCCAGGAAUAUGCCUGUUUUUUAAGAGACUGGUUCUUCAUCUGAUGGACUUGAGAUGGUUUACUGCUGAUCUCUUUAUUUCAGUUUGUUUUGAGGUUGGUGCAUGACUGUUUAAGCUCCACACACACAUUUCUCCAAUUUCAUAAUCAUUUAUCACAGUUCAUCUUAAUUUUCAUUUGAUAUCGUGGAAAACCAACAAAAAGGCAGCCUGCCACUUUAUAAGCUUUAAGAAAGAAUGUGGCUUUGAUAUAUUGACUAAAGUUGUUUUAGAGACAUGAUAAAGACUGCUCCAAUGUGGAGACUGGUAUUGGGACAUCUUUUAUGUAUAAUAUUAAAAGUAGAAGAAACUCAUUCAUUUGAAAUUCUACUAGGGCAGUUCUUUAACUAAAUUAAUAAGCACCUGAAAAUUGUGCAACAAUUGAAGAGUACAGAAUUGGAUAGAGUGUCACUUGAAUGGACUUGCUAACAUCAGACUGGAAAGUUUCAGGGUGAAAUUAUCAUUCACAGGUUUUUGCUAAUGGCUCUCAAUUUGGUUUGACAUCCUCCAUCAUAUACAGUGGAUCUCCAUUCUGUUUAACUUUAUAAUCUUCACAUUGUGUUGAAUAUUUUCUAAAAUGUGUGGUUAUGUUAAUUUUUGCUGCUGCUAUGCCCUUUUAUAACCUUGCUUCUUGAAAAGACCAUUGUAAAGUCAACAUAUGUAGAUGAAAUAUGCUUAUAUGUGAAUGUCUUAUAAGGGACAGUAAAGGGGAAAAGAAGCAUAUUAGCAGUCCUCAAGGAGAUGAGGUAAGGAUUGGGAGUGAGAGUGUGUAAAUUAUAUUGUGGGGACACACAGUUCUCUAUUUCAAGGAUGUCAAGUCAAUUUAUAAAGACAUUGCCACACAAUGCAGCUGAAGUGGAAUAGUAGUGCCAUAUUCCUUGCACAUAAUAGAGGCCACUGAAAGAAAAGAUGGAAAUUCCCUGCCCUGUUUUUACAGGGAGACAAAAACAUUUGUAUUGAACCUUGCUCGAAAAGUUGAAAAAUUAUGAUAAUCUCCAGUCUUGACUUUGCUGGAUAAAUGAUACAGUUCAUGAGUGCACAGUUCAUUCCAUUUGUCUUUCUAAGUAUAUACAUAGAGACUAGAGUUACAUUUUUUAUUUCUUAUUUAUCUUUUUUUUUUUUCAUUUAAGUAUUUGCAUGCAAGGGAGACUGGUCAAGGACAACACCUCUAAGGAAAAGAUCUGUUCAAUUUCUGCUUUUGAAAAGCAGCAGUGAUUGAGUUCCUAGAGAAGGUCAGUUUCCUUUCUAAAAUAGUCUAAGUUGUAAUAAAGAUAGACAAAGUUAGUGUUUCAGAGUUAACUUGUAGUGGGGCUUAUGGAGUGGGGUGUAUUGUUUGGCAAUAAUAGGUUUAAUUUUAUAGUUCUUACAUUCUCGUAAAAUAUUCAAGGCACAGAAAUGAAGGCAGUGUUGUGUCAAUGUCACUGUGUUGUGAAGAUGUUAUGAAGCUGCUCGGAAAAGAAUUAAUGAUGGUCACGUUUCUUUCCCCAGUAUAUUGGUAUGACGGGUUGUAUUUAGCACAGUGGUCUUGUUUGCUGAACCUGGUGAUGUGUAGCCACCUGAUGGUAUUCAUGCAGUAUGUUUGUCUUCUUGACCUUCCUCAUUUGUAUAAAUUGCUGUGAUUGGCCUAUGAGUGACAUGGAAUGCCUUUGAAGAGGAAGGCUUAAUAGGUGUGUGUGUGUGUGUGUGUGUGUGUGUGUGUGUGGUGCAGGUGGAGGCUCCUUGUCUUAGAUACCUUCGUGGCUGGGGUGGUCAGCCAGAUCCCUUUCCCUAACAUACAAACCAUGUAUGUUAGGGAAAGGGUGCCUGUGUAUUUUCUGAUAUAUUUAUUUAUUUUCAUUUCAUAUAAUUUAACCUUAUAAAUCUUAAGUGGUUCCCUUCAUUAGUUUUAACAUAACAAUGGGAAAAUGCGACCUAGAUUUGUCAAAGCUGUGGACGAGCCACUACCUUACAUUCACAGUUCUUCACUAGCACAGUACCAAACCAUACCCGAGACCUCAGUCCUAUUUCAUCUCACAAUCUUUCUUAUCUUUCUCUCUCAUUGUUGUCAGUCUCUUUAUAAGUAGUUGGUGGCUUGGUGGGUGAAGUAGAAAUGAUGAAAACAUUGCAUGUUAUUUGAGUUUCAUAAAGAUUUUGAUGCUGAUUAAUCAUGUACAAGCUGGUUAUCAUCAUCACUUUCAUGAACUUGAAUGACUAAACAGGAAGGUAAGUAAAUUCAAUGACCAAUAAAAGACUGAGAGAGAGAGAGAGAGAGAGAGAGAGAGAGAGAGAGAGAGAGAGAGAUCUGGGAUUCUCUCUCUUUUCCAUUCAUGUUCUUUUUGAUUCAUCAUUUCCUGCAAUAACUUAUUUAUGGUUUACUUUAAACAGUAUUUUAUCAUAAUAGUUUUGUGUGUGGGUGCGAUGGAAAGGGUUACAUUGUGUAUGUAUGUAUGAUUUUUUCCUAGUGGUGCAUUUUAUGAACAGUUAAUAGUGUGUGUUAGAUUUACUUGUCGCUGUGAAAGUGUGUUUGUAUUGAAAACAAUUGUUAAGGGAGUGUCAUUUACUUCUCAUAAAAAGAAAGAAGUAUGAAGUGUGACUCAUAGAUAUAUCUAUCAUGAAAAGAUAAAUAUCAGAGCUAAAAUUGAUAUUUUACAAGUAUAUAAAGAUUUUAUUGUAUUGCUUAUGUGCACAGAUUAUUGUUGUUAUGAAAGUCUGUUUCAUUAAUUUGCUAGAGAUGUUUUACAAUAACAUUACUUAUGCCUGAAGUAUGGGAGACCACUGGAGGAAAGAAGACUGAGGAAACAAUUAUUGUACUACUUGAACUUUUUUAAAGCUAAGUGAAGUAUAUGUUGUAUAUGAACAUACUCACUCACUUUAUGGACUCGACCUUUUAUGUCAGCCCUCAACUCUCCAGACUUGAUAGACAAAAGCAGUGAAUUGAGUGGUUGAGUGAUUAGGUGAUCACCUGUGGGUGCAGACUGUCUGCCAUAGAUUGCUUGUAGGUAGAUCUCACCAUAGGGUGUUUGAUUUACUAUAAUUAAAUGCAUCACUGAACCAGUAAAGUUAUCAAGAUAGUUCUUUAUGAAUUAUCAAAGCCAAUUUGAGUUGUAAUCCCAUAAAUAUGAGGCUGAAGAGUCUGGAACCUUCCAGGUACUUUUACUUUGUAUAAAUUUAAAACAAUAUUUUCUUUAUUUGUUGUAUUCAUUCAUUUAUCAAGUUUAAAUAAUUAAUUGAUUUAUUAGUUUAUUGUUUAUUGUGUGUGUGUGUGUGUGUGUGUGUGUGUGUGUGUGUGUGUGUGUGUGUCUGGUAUGAGAGGUAAGAGUAAUAACAAUAACAAUGGGCUGAAUUCUACAGAUGACCAAGUCAUUAAUGUCGGCCGUUAUUUAGCAUUAUACUGUCAUUUCUUUUUUUGUUGACUGUAUGCCAUAUCAGCCCGACAAGGUACCCUAAUAAAUUGUUAUAUAAAA
Messenger RNA from Portunus trituberculatus (swimming crab), 5512 nucleotides. RefSeq names its product transmembrane protein 165-like. Gene Ontology annotation, molecular function: manganese ion transmembrane transporter activity; calcium ion transmembrane transporter activity. The transcript is spliced from 7 exons. NCBI's taxonomy places the organism in Eukaryota, Metazoa, Arthropoda, Malacostraca, Decapoda, Portunidae. The record is from RefSeq and is a predicted model, not a curated record. The coding region runs from base 548 to 1444 and encodes 298 amino acids. Gene Ontology annotation, cellular component: Golgi apparatus. Gene Ontology annotation, biological process: Golgi calcium ion transport; calcium ion transmembrane transport; Golgi calcium ion homeostasis.